Molecule: messenger RNA, 1176 nt
Organism: Fraxinus pennsylvanica
Lineage: Eukaryota; Viridiplantae; Streptophyta; Magnoliopsida; Lamiales; Oleaceae
Source: the annotation of a GenBank genome assembly
AUGAGAGAAACCGACGAGUCAGAAUUCAGAUCUUUGGUUCAAGAAGAUGAGGAAAGUAACCCGUCGAAUCUGUCAAAUAUAGCCGAUCGGUAUCUCAUCCCUCAAUCGAACACCAAAACACAUUGGACUCGCAUUGUCAUAUAUACACUCUUUGUCCUUCUUGGCCAGUCCAGUGCCACUCUCCUGGGAAGAAUGUACUAUAGUAAAGGUGGAAAUUGUAUACUGCUAGAAUCCCUUCAAGAAACUAUUGGAUUCCCGAUUCUCAUCCCGUUUGCUUUAUACUUCUCCCCAAAAUACGAUCUCUCUGACAACGAGAAUCUAGCAAAUCAACCUUCUGCUCUGAAAUUAACAACAGUCUACAUAUUUCUUGGAAUACUUCAAUCAGCAGCAAGCGUGAUGUAUGCAGUUGGGCUGUUAAACCUUCCUGUCUCCAUAUUUUCGCUCAUUAGCACGACUCAGUUGGCCUUCAAUGCUUUAUUCUCUUUCUUUCUCAAUGCACAAAAGUUGACACCUCUAAUACUCAAUUCUGUGGUGCUUCUUACUAUAUCAGCAGCUCUCCUUGUACUCGGCGGUGACUCUACAAAUCAUGAAAAGGGUUCAAAAAGGAAACAAUUAAUAGGAUUCUCGUUCACUCUUAUUGCAUCAGCCUUAUAUUCCUUGAUGCUAUCACUAACACAACUAUCCUUCCAUAAGAUACUAAAAAGAGAAACCUUUAAUGUGGUGUUGAAUAUGAUAAUCUACCAAUCACUGGUAGCCACUUUUGUACUCUUACUAGCUCUCUUUAUUCGAGGUGAAUGGAAUAAUUUGAGGACUGAGAUGGAAAUUUUUGAACUGGGAAAGGAAUCAUAUGUUAUUGUUCUGGUUUUGACUACAUUAGCUUGGCAAGUUUGUUCUAUUGGAGCUGUCGGGUUAAUUUUUGAGGUCUCGUCUCUCUUUGCCAAUGUCAUUGGUACCGUUAGUUUACCUGUUGUCCCGAUUCUGGCAGCCAUCUUUUUUGAGGAAAAGAUGGACGGGCUGAAGGUGAUUUCCAUAUUUUUGGCAGCUUGGGGAUUUGCAUCAUAUAUUUAUCAGCAAUAUCUUGACAAUUACAAGACCAGAAAAGCCGGUGAACUUGUCAAUGAAGUAGUAGAAGCAUCUCUUGUAGAAAACUUUAGCAAUGAGAAAUUCAUCGUGUAA